Podarcis lilfordi (Lilford's wall lizard) is the source of this 37535-nucleotide messenger RNA. The record is from the annotation of a GenBank genome assembly. Lineage: Eukaryota; Metazoa; Chordata; Lepidosauria; Squamata; Lacertidae.
CCUAUAGAUAGAAAUGAGCAAACCAGUGAUAUUUUAGGGAGCAGGCGGGGCCUAUUACUUACAUAAUAGGAGCCUACACAACACAAAACACUUGCUGUAUGUAGGUUUUAUUUUAUUUUUUAUCUUAUAUUUUUGAAAUGCACAUCUAGGGGUUUUUUUUUCCUUUAAUUUUUUUUCGGCCCCCCAAGAAAGUGGGGCCCUAAGCUAUAGCUUGUUUAGCUUAUACGUAAAUCCGGCACUUAUCCUUAACUACAAGACCACCACAUAUGAUAAAAACCGGUAGUUCUGUCCCUAUAAUCCACAAAAGAAAGCAGCUCUGCUUUCCCAGAGGACUUAAGUUUUUGGCAGGCGAGGAAUCCUUCAGAGAAAAGACGGGCGAAACCCCGUCCAUGAAAGUUCCCCACCUCAUAUAUACACUCUUGAAACCCUGAACAAAAAUCAAAAAUAAAGAUUUGGUGGCUGCUGUUUAUCAGUCGGCUACCCCAACACACGCUUCCCUACGAGUAAGCAAGCCAUUCCCGCAGCCCAGCCCCUUUGCCAGGGAGGCUGGGCCCGAGCCCCGCCGCUGAGGGAAGAGCCACCCCUAUCCCCGCCCACGGGCCGCCUCUCCGCCGCCUCAGCCCAGUUCCGCCUCGGAAGCGAAGGCCGUCCUCCAGCCCAUCUUCCCUCCGCCGUUUCGCCUCUGGGACAUGGGCCUGGGCCGGGUCGAAGGGAGGAGGGAGAGGUGGUGGCGACGGCUGCUGCUGCUGCUGCUGCGAGACCCCCGAAGCUCAGGUGAGUGCGCUGGAGCCGAGAGGGCCGGGAAAGGCCUCUGUGAGGCGGAGAAGGGAGAGGCGGAGCGGCCUGCCCUCUUUUACCUCAGGAAGGACCCCGGGGUGGGCAAGCUGGUAUGGAGCCUGGAGAACGAGGCUUACGGGGGGGGGGGGGGAAGGGUUCGGAGGGGAGACCUGACACGCGUCUGUGGGGCUCGGCUCACACGAGACGGCGGGGUCCGUGUUGGCCGUGGAGGGGCCCUUCUGUGGGCCCGCAAGGAGGAGCCCGGGGUGGCGGCGUUGGGGAGACUCGGGUUGUGAGGUGGGAAUGGGCGGAGGCCGCGAGAUGACGGGAGGCAUAAGGAAUAAGGAAUUGAGAGAAAGUCCAUACCGAGCAGAAAAAGGGGAAAUGAAGGGGGGAACCGCGGGAGUCAUCUCUCCCCCCCCCCAACGGUGUCCAUUAAAAUGUCACCUUGGUGAGUGACCUGGGAGGUUGCAUUCACACGUUACUCGAGUUUAAAACAUCCCCCCCCCCGGCGUGAUCAGCAGGGAACCGCAGCCAAUCCUGACGCUUUUCCUGGAGCCUUUAUGUGACAGGCGUGUUUUCAAAUGCUGGUUUGGCCCAUCCACGCUGUAUAUAUGCCCUUCUAAGCAUAUGCUUAAACAGAAAUGGGUGUACACAUAAUAAUAAUAAUAACAAUAGUAGUAGUAAUAGUAGUAGUAGUAAUAAUAAUAUUUAUUUAUACAUACAUACAUACCUCUCCCCAUCUGGCUGGGUUUCCCCAGCCACUCUGGGCGGCUCCCAACAAAAUAUUAAAAACACAAUAAAACAUCAAACAAGGCCAGUAGGAAGCUUGCAAAACAUCAUUGGGGUGACUUUACCCAUGAUGAAAUUCACACAUGGAGUAUCUGACCUGUAGGUGAGUGUGUGUCACGUUCCAGUGUUUGGCUCCUCUUCCUCUUUACAUGCAUUUGUAGUGAUGCAGAAUUGUCUUACACGAGUAAUGGAAAUUCAUGUGCGGAAGUAGUUCUGUGAAGUAAGCGUUGUGUGCUCACAGUUUUAACUUGCGUCUUUGUGGAUUUACAGUGAGUAAUGCCUCCCAAACCUUUCCAUGCGUUGAGACUGAAUUUAAGCAGAAGCCAACACCAUUGAAUGAUCGCGCCAAUAAGUUGUGCCAAGAGGGAGCGUUCUUGGGAUGUCCGUACAUGUUCUAGGAGCACGAGAACAUACAGCAGAUCUUUCCAUACUUUAUGUCACGACAUGUUAAGUAUGUCAGCUGCCAUGUGUAGCUGUGUCGUGUGAAUGCUUCCUGUGCUCCUCCUGGGCCUGGAAAAGGGGUAGUUUAACCUCUGAUUUGCUAGUAAAAUGGGAUGGGGUGGCGCUGUGGUCUAAACCACAGAGCCUAGGGCUUGCCGAUCAGAAGGUCAGCAGUUCGAAUCCCCACAAUGGGGUGAGCUCCCAUUGCUCGGUCCCUGCUCCUGCCCACCUAGCAGUUCGAAAGGAUGUCAAGUGCAAGUAGAUAAAUAGGUGCUCCGGCGGGAAGGUAAACGGCGUUUCCGUGCGCUGCUCUGGUUUGCCAGAAGCGGCUUAGUCAUGCUGGCCACAUGACCUGGAAGCUGUACGCCGGCUCCCUCGGCCAAUAAAGCGAGAUGAGCGCCGCAACCCCAGAGUCGGUCACGACUGGACCUAAUGGUCAGGGGUCCCUUUACCUUGCUAGUAAAACUGAAUUACUGUGUCACGAAAUGAUGUAUUUCUAAAAAGUGUGUCACCAACAUGAAAAGUUUGGAAAGCUCUGACAUACAGGUUCUAGGAGCAUGACUACAUGGUGGUGUCUUCACAUGGGAGACUCCAGGCAGUGAAGUUAUAGGAAUAUCAUGGACUUUAAAACAUAUAUAGCAGCAACUGUGUAAAUACCGAAGGAUAAAGUAGCCAGGAGAAAGAUGGAUGUUGAAUUCAUAAUAUUUAUACUCUGCCAGAGCCGAUUGUUGACUGGUUGAUACCCUACCUACCUUGUUUACUGUCUGAUUAUGUUCGUGGCUGGCUAUAGUAGAGGUAUUGGUUUUGCCAGCUGACUCUUCCUCAGUCUUAUGACACAGUAUAUAUGUGGGGAAUGUAGGAAGUGUAUCCUUGUUUCCUCUUCCUGCGCUUAUGUGUUAAUGACAGUUCAUGUGUAAAUGCAAGCAAUAAAGGGUAAGAACAUUGUAGUACUGCUUAUUACUUUUAACACCAGCUUCUACACACUUGAAGGAAAGGGCAUAAUGAAGGAAGGCCAAUUGAGAGUAUAUGGGUAAAAACUGUAGGAAAGGGAAGCAACAGUGACCUUACUGUGGCUGUUUGCUAUAGACUUCCAAGCCAGACUGAAGAUUUGGGUGAUGCCUUCCUACAGCAUAUUACCAGACAUUCAACUACCCCAAUAUCUAUGGGAACUCAAACUCUGCCAAGAACGUAAUGUCCAACAAAUUCCUCAAUUGCCUUGCUGACAAUUCAUUUACCAGAAGGUGGAAGAAGCAACAACUUGGACCUGGUCCUCACUAACAGGGAGGAACUGACUUAAAGUGGAAGUACUGGGAAACUUGGGAGGAAGUGAUCAUGGCCCCCUUCUAUUUAUGAAAUAGAACCAAGGGAAAGCUGGGUGUAAUUGUAAAAACACUCUGGAUUUUAAGAAGACUGAUUUCAAAAUACUUAAGGAACUAAGUGAUAUCAUGGUCAGAAAUACUCAAAGGGAAGGGACUCCAAAAUGGAUGGGCGUUUCUCUAAGAUGAUACAUUGAAGUCACAUAGGCAGACAAUUCCAACAAAAAAGAAAAGUUGGAGGCAUCUAAGGAAACCGGUGUGGCUGCAUAAGGAGCUUACAGAUGACCUGAGAUUUAAGAAGGGCAUGUAUAAGAAAUGGAAGAAAGGGGAAAUCACGAAGGAAGAGUAUACCUGUGUAGCCAACAGUUGCAGGGCGAAUGACAGGUGGACCAGGCUUACAAGAGAAGUUAAAAAUGUUUUUUAAAGCUUUCUUUGGCUAUGUUCAAAGCAGGAGGAAGAACAAGCAAGUAGUAGGUCCUGUGUGUGGAGAAGAUGGAGAAAUGCUGUUUGGGGACAGAGAAGGAAGAACUGCUCAACACCUACUUUGCCUCUUCACCCAAAAGGAAAGCAGUGCCCAACCUGGUGAUAACAGAAUAAAUGAUUUAAGGAGGGAGCUGCAGCUCAAUGUAAGAAAAGAGGUGCUAAGGGAACACUUAGCUACUUUAAAUGAAUUCAGAUCUCCAGGGCCUGGUAUGCUGCACCCAAGGGUACUAAAGGAGCUUGUGGAUAUAAUCCCAGAGCCUCUGUUUAUAAUGCUUUAGAAUUUUUGGAGAACAGGUGGACUGGAGGCAAGCAAAUGUCCCCAUCUUCAAAAAAAGGGGGGGAAGAAGACCCAGGUAACUACUGACUGAUCACCUGAGCUUUACAUCAAUACCAGGUAAGGUCCUAGAACAGAUAAUUCAACAGAGCACUUAGAAAAGGAUGCUGUGAUUACUAAAACCCAGCAAGGGUUUCUCAAAAAUAAGUCAUGCCAGACAAAUCUCAUUUCUUUUCCUUUUUUCCUUUUGGAUAGAGUUACAAGCUUGGUGGAUCAGGGGAAUGCUGUAGACUUCAUGUAUGUUGGUUUCAAUAAGGCUUUUGACAAAGUCCCAUGAUAUUCUCGUGGAGAAGCUGGCAAAAUGUGGGCUGGACAAGGUAACUAUUAGGUGGAUUUGUAGCUGGUUGACUGACCUAACCCAGACAGUGCUCACUACUACAGUAGUUCCUCAUCAUCCUGGAAAAAAGUGACAAGUGCUGUACCACACAGUUCUGUCCUGGGCCUGUUGUUGUUCAACAUCUUUAUAAAUGACUUGGAUGAAGGAAUUGAGAGGAUGCUCAUCAAAUUUGUGGAAGACACCAAGCUGGGAGGGGUAGCUAGUGCAGCAGAAGACAGAGCUGGGAUUCAGUAUAACAGAUUGGAGAACUGGGCCAAAACGAAUAAAAUAGGGAUAAAUGUCUGGUUCUGCGCUUGGGCAGGAAGAACCUGCUACACCAAUAUAAGAUGAGGGACGCUUGGAUUGCCAGUAGUACAUCUGAAAAGGAUUUAGGGGAUUUAGGCCAUAAGGUUAGGAUGAGUCAACAGUGUGAUACGGCAGCAGAAAAUCUAAUGCUAUUCUAGACUGCAUCAACAGAAAUAUAGUGUCCUGAUCAAGGGAAGCAACAGUCCCGCUUUAUUCGUCCUUGGUCAGACCACACCCGGAAUACCACAUCCAGUUCUGGGUGCCACACUUUAAGAAGAAUAUUGACAAGCUGGAACAUGUGCAGAGAGGGCAACCAAGAUGAUCAAGGAAAAACCAAGCCUUAUGAGGAACAGUUGAGGGAAUUGGGUAUGCUUAGCCUGGAAAAGAGGGGACUGAGAGGACAUAUGAUAGCCAUCUUCAAAGAUCUAAAGGACUGACAAAUGGAAGAUGGAGCAAGUUUUUUUUUCUCCUGCACCGGGGAGUAGCUCUCAAACUAAUGGCUUGUAAGUUACAAGAAAGGAGAAGAAGAAGAAGAAGAAAAGUUUGGAUUUGAUAUCCCGCCUUUCACUCCAUUUAAGGAGUCUCAAAGCGGCUAACAUUCUCCUUUCCCUUCCUCCCCCACAACAAACACUCUGUGAGCUGAGUGGGGCUGAGAGACUUCAAAGAAGUGUGACUGGCCCAAGGUCACCCAGCAGCUGCAGGUGGAGGAGCAGAGACGCGAAUCCGGUUCCCCAGAUUACGAGACUACCACUCUUAACCACUACACCACACUGGCUGAAGGACAUUCUGACUGAACAUCAGGAAGAACUUUCUGAUGGUAAGAACAAUUCAACAGCGGAAUCAACUACCUCAGAAGGUUGUACUUUCUCCUUCCUUGGAGGUUUUUAAGCAGAGGUUGGAUGGCCAUCUGUCAUGGAUGCUUUAGUUGAGAUUCCUGCAUUGCAGAGAGUUGGACUAGAUGACCCUUGGAAUCCCUCCCAACUCCACAAUUCUGUGAUAUGUGUUUUGCAAAUACAGUGGUACUUCUGGUUACGAAUGAAAUCCAUUCCGGAGGUCCGUUUGUAACCGGAAACUACCCAUUACCUGAGGCGCCAUUAGCGAAAGUGCGCCUCCCACUGCGCGUGCACCUCCGGCAUGCAGUUUCCACUCGCAUCCCGGGGCAAAGUUUGCAACCAGGAGCAGCUACUUCCGGGUUACUGGAGCUCAUAACCCACAGCCUGCGCAACCAGAGGUGUGCGCAACUAGAGGUACCACUGUAUGAACAAUUACUGAGACCCAGUUCAUGGUACUUGUGUGAUGAUAGUUACUUAAAACAGGCUAUGAUCAGGUUGCCACAUAAUAUUGGUGUAGUCAGUGGAAGUAAUCAUAUGGUCCAGAUACUAAAACAACCUAAAACAAAAGUUACUGGAAUACUAAUGGAAUGUAAUUAGUAUAUACUUAUUAAAUCAAAUGAAAACAAAAAGUUUAUUUAAGUGCAUGACUUCAUCUUGCUCUCACAUGAAGUAAAUUGAUAAUUUAAAAGGGGGAAGUUAAACACAAAAUAUAUGUUUCCCCAAUUCAGCCAUACGUGCAGAUGUUCAAAUGCAACUGUUGUCUAUAUUUUGGGGGGGGAAAUAUUUAUGAUAUUACCAAUGUCUUCAUUUAAAGUCUUUUCCCAUGACCACUGGGUGCACGGUCGCCAUGGGAAUUGUUUUCAUAUGCCUGUUAUCUGCGCAACAGUGAGCAAGCUAAGCUAGCUGUAUUUUGAUGACUCUGCAGAUGUUAAUAGCCUUUAGUAAUAGUAAUGUUAUAAGAGUUAUUUCUCUCUGUUUGGAUAAUACCUACUGCAAUACUGCAUUUAAUCUCAGCAAAACCUAAUCACAAUGUGCUGCUUAGGUGGUGGAGAAAAAAUAAUGACAUGACGUGUUGAACCUUGAAGUUAUAUUUAGAAAAGGCUUCAAGUUUCCAGGAUAUGAAGUCUUUGUUAUUGGUAAUCCACAGUGUGGGAGAAAAAACAGCUAAGAUUACCUGCUUGAGACUAAUUGAACAAGGUACAUAUGUAUACUACUGGAUGGAGUGAAAAUGGAAUAUGUCUUCAUACUGAGGGUUGUAGAAAAGAGCUUGUUGCCAGUAUUUUCUGCUAUUCCUUUUUGUGUGUGUAUCUGAGUACAUUUUCUAACAGAUAAUUUUGCACCACAUCAAAUGCAUGCCUGGAAGCUGAAACUGAUAACCUGGUGGUUUUUGAGAAAGCAGUAGGGUUGAAUAGAGUUCUAUUCAGUGAGGUUUUUUUCAGGGGGUCUCAAUUACCCUGGAGUACCAACACCUCUUUUUCUAGUGGAAAAAGCCCUAGUGUUUUACCUGAGCUGUUUCAAAAGUCGUUUCACGCUUGUGUUCCGUGUUUUUAAAGUUUCUGUAGGCAAACAUUCAUAAAAUGGUCAAAGAAUGUGUUUUUGUUUUUAUUUUUUGUUUUUAUUUUUAUGUUUUAUUUUGUGAUUAUUUUUUUCAGGAAACAGCCAGGGUUGCUGAGUAAUUCAAAGACCUAUAACAUCCCUUUGAAGCCUUUAGCAUCCUCCUGAGGAGACAUAUCUUUAUACUAACAUGCCUGCUGUGGCAUCUGUACCUAAAGACCUAUACCUCUGCACUUCAUUGAAAGAUCUUAACAAAAAGACAGAAGUAAAAGCUGAUAAAACAAGUACUAAGAGGUAUGGAUAUUUGCUUAGUUGACUUAGUCUUCAUCUUGUUGCUUGGAAUUAAUGGAAAAUAUGUUCUAAUAGAUAUUGUGCUCCAUACACAUAGCUAAAACAACAUUCACACUUUAAAAGAGUGCUGUAUCAUUCACUUUCCUGGUUGUAAAGUUCCAGGAGGUGAGUUAAUGUUUAAGGAAGCUGAGCACUUUUUGCAGAAAAUAAUUUAAAGGUAGAUCAUAAAAUAACACUGACUUGUCUUUUGAGAAAGAAAAUUGCUUGUUCAUACAUUUGUUCUUUAAAGCAGCUUAUCAUUGUAGGUAGAAGUUCUGCUUUUAUGUAGUCUGCAUUCAUGACAUUCCAGUAACUUUUGUGAUUUUGAAUUCUUUGCCUCCAUUUCAAGUUAUGUACAGAGUGCCCUCAAGAUCUUCAAAGCAGCUGAGGAGUGCCGGUUGGACAGAGAUGAAGAGAAAGCCUAUGUACUUUACAUGAAGUAUGUGACUGUGUAUAAUCUUAUUAAGAAGAGGACAGAUUUCAAACAGCAACAAGUAGGUAUCCAGUUAUGAGUAGUUUUAUGUAUAUUUUGAUGUAAAGUUAAAUAUUGCAUCUGAAAAUUCAAGGUAAUAAACCACUGAUUGGAGAAAGUGAAACACUUCUAUCAGGUUACAGAUAGGUAGCCGUGUUGGUCUGCCAUAGUCAAAAUAAAAAAAAUCCUUCCAGUAGCACCUUUAAGACCAACUAAGUUAGUUCUUGGUAUGAGCUUUCGUGUGCAAGCACACUUCUUCAGAUACACACACUUCUAUCAGGGACACCAUAGGCGAAAAUUUGCAUUGGGCACUAGGCACCAAAGCGCAUGGCAGUAAUCCACUAUUGUGAUGGACAGUGGAGGUGCAGUUGUCUCUGCUCCUUCGCUCUGUAAGAUCUGUAAAUUCAGAAUAAUGCCAGAAAUGAGACAACUACUCAUUUCCCGUAAGUUCAGAACUGGAAGCUCAAGAGGGAGAGCAACCGCUCAUUGCAAUCUCCAUUUGAAACUGUCAAUUAUUCAUCUAUGACAUAGUGCCAGAAAGAUCAUGACUAAUGGAUUUUUUCUGUAUACAUUGGGCAAUGGUACACUGCUUGAAAUGGUUUUAUGCUUCUUGUAAUUUCAGGAUUACUUUCAUUCAAUGCUUGGACCUACAAACAUAAAAAAGGCUAUUGAAGAAGCUGAAAGACUUUCAGAAAGCCUUAAACUCAGGUAUGCUUAAAGAGCAUUAAAUGUUAAUACGUGUGCUUGGUUUUUUGUUAUCCUCUACCGUAUUUUUCCUUAUUAAGCACAGAGAAGCAUUCCUCCUGCAACAUUUUCAAUUAACUGAGAGUUCAGUAAGAGGCUAAAAAUGUUUCGGCAUAGAGUACCUAUGUAAGUGAACGAGAGAACGAUUGCAGUGGAACUUGAAUCUCCUGUUAUCUUUAUAAAUGACAGUGCUGCAUUCAUGGCUAGCUAUAGUGUUAGCCCUUGGCUUUUAGACACGUAGCAGAAACUUGGAGUCCUAGACCACCUCAUUCAGGAUGAUAUUCCCAAACACUCUCUCUCUCUCUCUCUCUCUCUCUCUCUCUCUCUCUCUCUCCCCCUCUCCAAUUGGGGAAGAUUGGGGAAGUUAGAAUAAUCAGCAGCAGUUCAUCACAAUAAUAAUGAAAGCAUGAGCAGCAGCAAUUGAUAUAAAGCCAUAUCCAAUAUUAAACAAAUCCAAAAGGACUCUGGAACAUGACAGUCUUGGCCAGUUGCCUUAAAAAUAACAGGAAGGAAGGGAGAUGUGCAUCCCUAGAGGAGUGGCUUAACAAUGUUGCUGCUGCAGUUGAAAACAUCCUGAUCUGUGUGGCCAACCAUUGUAAUUCAGACAUAGGGGGCACACAGAGGAAGACCUAUGAGGAAGAUCUUAAAUGUGCAAAUGAGAAGUAUCCAGGCUCAUAUUAUUUAGCACUUUUAGCAGGCUUGCCAUAAAAACAUAAGAAGCUGCCUUUACACAAGAAUCAAACCAUUACCCAUCUCGCUAAGUAUUUUUGACUGGCAGCAGCUCUCCAAUCAAAUCUUUCUCACCUAGAUAUGGCAUAGAUUGAAUCUGGGGCCUUCUAGAUGCAAAGCAUGUGUUCUACCACUAAGCUGCAGCUCAUAUCAAACUAUUGGCUACUUCUGUUUCAUUUUGUCUCAAUAAUUCUAUUAUCCUUUAACACAACUAUAACCUUGUAAUAGUGCAUUUUUCCUUAUUUUUGUAAAUAUGAUGAAAAUGUGACCUGAUAUGUGUAGGAAAACACAUGUAGCUUCUUAUGUUCCCCACACAAUUUUGUAGGAGAGCUAUGGCAUUUCAUCUGGGCCUUUGAUAGUGUGGUGCUUUUCCUUAAGAAAUCUUUUAAAUAAUAUUUCCUGUUUUCCAGACCCCCGAAUGUAGUGGCAUAACUACCAUCCAGUGCACAGAUAUCAGUCAGGCGUCCUCCACUCCUCCAAUGAAACAAUGUGCCCUUGUUUUUCAAGGGCAACAGUACGAUAAAGUAUUUGGAAUGCUCCCAAGAUAUUCAUGAAUUAAAUACUUUGGGAAUAAUCCAGAUUCUUUCUUCGACGCUUCUACAACAGUCUCCAAGUCAAGCUCUAGUAGUAGCAUGUUUUGUUUUUUCUGUUCUCCUGUGGUACAAGAGCAGUUAAUAACUGAAUUUAGAAAUUAAUUAAUGUGCAGGUGGUGAUUAAAUGGUAUCUAUAAGAAGGGGGAAGAGUGGUUGACUUCUGCCUUGAUGAAACCAGAUGAAAUCUUUUAUCUGACUUCCUUUAAAUAAAAAAAUUAGAAUUUUCAUCACUCAGACAUCAGUUUCUGAAGUCUUCUUUUAGAAUUUAGUAUGCUAUUCUUGUUCUGUAGCCAAGUGAGAAUAUUAGUUAUAUUUGUUUACUCACCACAUUUGGAAUGCUCACAUACAUACGCUGUUCUGACAAACCAUCCUAUAAACGGUGAUUAUGUGUUUGUUUAAUAUAUUUAAAACAAUAGAGAUCUUACAUUUUUGUCAACUUCGGAAUAGUACUUGCUCUGCAUUUCUAGUAAAAUAUUAAGGCUUCAAAUCCAUUCUUGCGUCCAUCAGAGUAAGCAGCAUUUAAAGGAUGCAUGAUGUUUCAGGUCUAUUGUCCAGAAAAUCAAAUGGCAAUCAGAAGGUAAAGAUUUAAGGAUUAUCAGGCUUUGGCUGAUGUGUUUAGUGAGCACUUACAGUCUUCCCCACCUAGAGGCAGGCUCUGGUAGGUCUCAGCAGUGACUGGCUCCCAAGUCCUCCAGGAGAAUGGUUCACUUUUCCUUCUUUGGUAGAUGAAGAGAGCCAGUCACUGACCAGGAUCUUCAAAGGCUUGGUCAAAAGCGUGACUGAUGUCUCCUGGGAAAGAGGAUGAAGAACACAUGCAAGUUACGUAAUGAGUUUCCUGCCUAGGCUCGUUGGAGGCAUUAACCCAGCAAUGACUGGCUUUCUUCAUCCACCAGAGACUCGGGCAUCUUAACAGUAAGUGCCAACAAAACAAUCUCUUGCAAUGAAAAAAGCAAAUUGUAAAUUGUAAUUCUUUUUUAAACUAGAUAUGAAGAAGCCGAAGUGCGGAAGAAACUGGAAGAAAAGGAAAGGCAAGAGGAGCAACAGUUGAAAAAGCAGGAAUUGAAAGAUGAUGCAAAAGUUUUAACCAAAACCUCUUCAGAAGAUUCAUCAGAUCCCAAAGGAAAAAAUCAAAUGGUAACUGGGACACUUAAUCCUUAAAAUGUUAUCUGUUGUAAACAUUUAAAAAACUAGUCUAGAAUAUUGGAGGUGGGGGGAGUUGGCUUAUAUCUGGCAGCACCUAAAAUCAGAUUAUUUAAGUGUGAAAACAAAACUUAGCAGUUACUUAGGGUUAAGUGUAUUGUUCAUUAAAUACAUUGUGCUUAAUAUUUCAUAUAUUCAACAGGCUUAUCCUGUUGAAUAGUUCUGAAGGUUGUCUAUUUUAAAUCCUAUUCAGGCCCUAUAAGGUCAUCACCAUUCUAGCUUGUAACUGCUAAACUGAGCAAUCUGAUGUGUGGCUCUCUGUUCAUAUUGCAAGCAUGUAUAUCAUUGGUUCUACCUUGAGCUGUGAAGUUGAGAUGGACCUUUAAUAGUGAAUUUCUUUAGAUUGAUGCUAAAGGCUGGAAAAUACCAUAUGAUCACCAAAUCCUAUCCCUGUUAAGGCACUUAAUUCAGAUAAUGGAUUUCUAGCAGCACGUAUACAUGCCUGGAGACCAGACGACUCCAGGCAACUAAAAAAGGGAGCUAGGUGAAAGCAAAAAUCCCCAGUCUGAAUUUCGGGGGGGAAUUCUUACUAACUUCAACUCUGGCAGAAGGCUACCUUGUACUAUGUUAUGAUUGGUCUGCAUAAAUCUAUGCAGCCACUUCUGUUUUGCCAUUUUGACAAGAGUGGUUGCUUCAGAAAGGCCUGGUUUAAUCACAGGUGUAAAUCCUGUUGAAUUUAAUAGGGCUUACAUUCAGGUAAGUGGGAACAGGACUGCAGCCUUACUGACUUCAGAAAGUUGUGUAUGUGUGAAUUAAGAAUAUAAAAACAGCUGCUUUUAAUGCAUUUUUAAUUGCUGAAAAUCCUUUUUUUUUUAAUGCUAACGUAAUAUAGAUCAAUGGUGAGAAGAAGAGUUCAACAGAAAUAAAGAAUCAACCUGAAACCGGUAAGUGACAUCUCUCCAUUAUCCUCAGUUCUGCUCUCCAUAGUAGAGACUACAAACAGAACAGGAAUUUAUCUGUAGAUCACUCUUGUCUAAAUGACUCAAAUAAGUUAAUUCAUAGGGACUACAAGAAAGGCAGCUAUUCCUCCUCACCAACUACUCCCAUUCAUGUGGGGCUGCCUAGAUAGACCUAGGAGGGAAUUCCUUUCUAUCACUAAGUAUGGAAUUUGACCCAGAGGUGAGAGCAAAAUAUAUCUGGUAAAUGCUCCCCAUGGUGAAGUGUCUGCCUGAAUGCUCCUCCCUAUCUGGAUUCAAGUAAUUUUCUAAGCAUUUGCAACGGAUACUUUACAUAAGAUCUGUAUGUGCUAUAUUCACCCUGUUCGCAUUUUGUGUUCUGGAGGGUAACGAUAAGAAGAUACUAUGAUUUGAAAAUGGGGCUAUAAUGCAUGGUUGUUCCUAACCAACCACCGAGAUCAGACGGAAUUGGUCAUGUUCAAGGUGGUAUGGCUGUAGGCAAUCCUAAGCAACGAGCUUGAAAGUUGUAAGAUACCACUCAGAAAUCUGUGCACCUACAUUCUGCAAUUUCUUUAUGGGCAUCUUCACCCAUUUUAACAACAGCUGUUCUCUGAAGGUGUGUGGGAGGCCACCAGUACAACCAGGAGUGAAGCCCUGCCCCCCUCAUAGGGAUAGGCAAGUCAUGUGACAAUAGGGAUGUAAAAAGGCUCUGCCUGCAGCUCUUUUGACUGCCUUGCUGGGAAUAGAUUUUUCUCAGCUCCUUCUUGUCUGGAUUUCCCUUGAUAUGAAAUAAGUGGCUUCACUAAGUGCAGUAAGUGAUUGCGGCCAACAGGGCAGCAAUGGUGGGGCUGUGUUGCUCUCCUGGCUAACACAAGGCAGCUCAUUGCUGUCACUUGCUAAGAGUGAGGGACAAGGCAGCGGAAAACCUGGCCUGGUGCAGGUGCAUUGGGGAAACCAAUCCAUAGAAUCAAAGAAUUGCAGAGUUGGAAGGGACCCCAAGGGUCAUCCAGUCCAACCCCCUGCAAUGUAAGAAUCUCAAGUAGAUUCUCAGCAUGACAGAUGCUCCCAAAACCAAUGCUUUUAAAGUUGCGCCCACAUCAUUAUUAUUAUUGUUGUUGUUGUUGUUAUUGCCAAGCUUCCUCAUGCAUUGCUUCCCUGGCAGCCCCUACUGGCAUUAUACUUGUUCACAAGCAUAUUUCAGUGAGAGCCAUCUCUUUAAAACAUUAAAGUUCUUUUUUUUAAAUAACUCUAUUAACAAGCGUUUGUAUUCUGAUCUAUCAGCUUUUUUUAAAAAAAAGUAAUUUCUCUCUCCCAAGGAACAAUCACAGCAGAGGAAUUGUUUAAAAUGAUGAUGGACAAAAGCAUUAAGUUGAUGAUAAUGGAUGCUCGGUGCUUGAAGGAUUACCAGGAGUCCUGCAUUGCAAACUCUGUCUGCGUUCCAGAAGAAGCUAUCAGUCCUGGGUAUGGAAUAAACUUUCUUAGCAGAGUCUUAAGACUGUGUACCGAUUAAGCGUUUACCAUUUAUCAGGAGUAGAAUGGAGAAAAUAUGGAACACCUGUUUGUCCAGCUACAAUAAAAGGCCUAAAGUACACACAGUAGUCUUGAUGACUACUUCUUUUUUGUAAAGGUGCUUAGUUGGUCUACGGAACUUUAGGACAUGGGAUAUGCUGAUGGUCCCUAGUUUAAUGGACCUUUAAAAGGGCUUAGCAAUAUUGACAGCACUUGUAUAAAAUGGUUGUGAGGCAAUACUCAGGCUUGGUCUUGGAACCUUAGGAGUAGAUAAUCGAGAAUGGUUGUAUCCAGUACAUAUUCCUAACCGGAGUAGACGCAUUGAGAUUAAUGGGCAUGACUAACUGAGGUCCAUUAAUUUCAGUGGGCCUACUCUGAGUAGGACCUAGCUGGUUACAGCCCUCUGUAAUAUACGGUACUAAGCAUGGUUGGAGCAAUAAUGCCGUGGUGACAGUGACUGUUGGCAAUAAGCUUGUGAAGAUAAGUAGGUGUUAGGGAAGGGAGUUUGGCAUCAAGCAGUCCAUGGGGAGGAAAGUAUGUGCCAAGUCACUGCUUGGGCUCCCCUGUCUCCCCUUAUUGUUUUCACUACUGUGCUUUUUGGUCCGUUUGAAAGGGCCUGCCUCAGCUCAGCUGAACCCUGCAUUCAAUCAAAUAUCCAACAGCUGGUCACCAGAGAUCAAUGUGAAAUGGAAAUGUGCAUGUUUCUGGUUGCACACUUGGUUUAUGUGAGAAGCCUACUAGACCAGGUGGCACUAAGUGUCACUUCCAGAAUUGAAGUCUCCAGGCUUUACCAGGGCCAUCCUAAGACAUUUUGCUGCCUGAGGCAAUAACAGCAAAUAUGCCCCCUGCCAAAAAAAAUAAAAAUCAAGGUACAUAGUAACGUAAAAUAGCCAACUUAUUUUUGCAUCUGUGACAGAAAAUCCCACAAGUGCCUCUCCCUGGGAAUAGAAAUGCAAUAAAUCAGUAUAUAAACAUUUAAUGCCUCUUUAUGACACCCCAAAUUAGUGCCUGAGGUGGCUGCCUCACUCUGCCUAAUGGGAGGGCCGGCCCUGCUUGUUAAGAUGUAACAGAGUGAUGUCAGGCUUGGCGACCUGGGCCUACUCUGCAUUUUAUUGUGUAGUCACCACUGUCCCCCUGGACGGCAGUUGAUUGCUGCCACAGCUCCUCCUUCAGUUGAAUGAAGAUUGCACUUUGUGAAUUAUUUUUCCCCCCUCCCCCCCCUCUUAUCUUUUAUGUUACUGCUUCAAACUUUAGAGUCACUGCUAACAGGAUUGAGGCUAAACUCCCAGAUACAUCUAAAGAGCCAUGGAAGGAGAGAGGACAAGUUGAUUAUGUUGUUCUGCUUGACUGGUUUAGUUCAGCCAAAGACUUGCAAUUAGGAACACCUCUGCGGAGCCUCAAAGAUGCCCUUUUCAAGGUGAACAUGCUCGGGUUUAUUUUUUUCUAGUUACCUUGAUAAAUUAGAUUCCCAGUAGAUGUAAUUCUGUAUCUUAGAGGGCUGUGUUUUGGUAGCCCUGUCAACAGACACAAUCUUUUACUAUUUAACUAACUUAAGUCUGCAUAAAUUUCCAUAGGUGAUACUGUCCCAUGUAGACAUAGCAUUUGCUGGUGGUUUGUUUUCCUUAACAAUAGUCAAAUGUUAUCUCUGAAUAGCUAAACAGUGAUUAAAAAUUGAGCACAAACCAGAAUGUGAACCUGUAGUUUUAAGGCAAUUAACUGUGGCUCAAUAAAACAUUGGUAAAGGAGCUUUCAUGCCUUUUGGAGAUAGGGCUCAGUUAAACGUUUAGUAUUUAUUUCAUAGUUUUAUAUUGCUAAGAAAGAGUGGGAUAUAUGUUUCUUUCAAUAAAUGUAGAUGACCGUGGUUUUGCUUUGCAUCUGGGAUCAUAACCCAAAGUUAAGGCAACCAAUCACAGUUAAGUGUUACAUUUCACUGGGCCAUUAAAUGAAGGGGCUGUGGUAUUGUAGUAUUCUCCUAAGUUUAAGUUAGUUGAUUGUACUAACAUAGUUUAUUCUUUUUCUAAAGUGAAAUACAUACAGACAGGCAUGACUUUAGCCUUCCUCAAAUAGAAAACAAAAUGUUAUGGCAAUAAAUGUAUAUGGGUAAAAAUGGCCUCAAGUAUACAAUUUCUAAACAGAUACUGAGGUUUUUGAGGUGGUGUACUGAAAUGUCUAAAUAUUUAGAAUAAACUGCCCCAUAAUAAACAAAUGUCAGAACAACUACAUUGUUCUGUUCUAUCCGCCAUUUUUAUAUAAGCUAUGUUACAUGUAUAUUUGUUGUAAAAAUAAGGAAAAAACAAUCCAUCUCUUUCCAUUUCACAGAGUGCAUUAUCUAGCCACAUGACCUGAUUUUGAGAAAUAUGAGCUUCGCUUUGGAAGUUCUGUUGCUUAUUGUAAAAUGUUUUGUCUUUCACUUCCAGUGGGAAAGUAAAGCUGUACUGAAGAAUGAGCCCUUGGUCUUGGAAGGGGGUUAUGAGAACUGGCUCCUUUGCUAUCCCCAGUAUACAACAAAUGCCAAAGUAACUCCACCGCAACAUGACAGGAAUGAAGCCGUUUCUGUCUCUUGUAUGUAUUAAAAACACCUUCUGAUCUAAAGAAAAAGCUUUCCUAAUACAGUGGUACCUCGGGUUAAGUACUUAAUUCGUUCCGGAUGUCCGUUCUUAACCUGAAACUGUUCUUAACCUGAAGCACCACUUUAGCUCAUGGGGCCUCCUGCUGCUGCCGUGCGAUUUCUGUUCUCAUCCCAAAACAAAGUUCUUAACCGGAGGUACUAUUUCUGGGUUAGUGGAGUCUGUAACCUGAAGCGUAUGUAACCCGAGGUACCACUGUACUGCAGUUCUGUCCACAACUUACUCAGGAGUACAUCCUACUGAAAUCAGUGGGGCUUGCUUCCAAGUAAGCUCCUGUAAGAUUGAGCUGCACAGGUUGUGUUCCUAAGCCUACUUAUUUAUUUGUAGAUCCCCCCCAAAAAUCUUCAGACAGUUGUGCAGAACUGUUAGUGUGGGUAAACUACCUUUUUAAAUUCAGGGUGGGAAUAUAUUUCAUGACCUAUGAUCUUGCCACCUGCUUCAGAGACAAAAAGAUUAUACUUAGCAUAAUUUAGAUAUCAAUAAUCUGACUACAGCUCUGUUUCUUGGGGGCAUGGCUUGUCAUUGUUCAUAUGGAUCACUUUCAGGUGAUUGCUUGUAGGAGAGUGAAUUGCUGCCUAAAUGUCCUACCUACUUGGAGCUUUUGGAGGACAUAAUCCAAAUUGAAAUAAGACCAAACAGCCACGGUAUUACACAUUGAACACAUGAUAAAUCUGCAACUGGUUUCACUCUGUUGUCAGUUGGUAUUUCAUUAAGUUUUAAAUAGUAGAUCCUAAUGGUUGUUACACUGACAUAUCUUUAAUCCUCUUUAAGGGGAUUAUUUAUUGCACAGCUUUUCCUCCAGAAAACAUACAUAGCAGUUGACCAGAUUAAAAAACAGGGAAAGCAAUAAAGCAUAGAGGUGCACAGUUACAAAAAAACAAAAUGUAAAACAGCAGGCUAUGACUGAAGCAAUAGAUUAAAAGCAAGCUGAUAAAAAUGGCAUUAGACAGAUAUCUAAGAACUAAAAAGAUCCUGGUGGAUCUCCUUUGGAGGGUUUAUAGCAAUCUCAUUGCCAUCACCCCACAGGUCCUGCCUUGCGUACUUGUCUGUGUAAUCUACGAGUGGGGAACCUUUUUGGCUUUAGGAGCCAGAUCCUCAUCAGGUCCUUGCAGGCCAAAUUUGACAGGUGGGCGGGGCUGCUGACCUGACAGUCACGUGGUGUCAUUGUGACGUCAUGUAAUUGACAGGUGGGCGAGGCUAUCCACCUGCCAAAAUGCCUCCCAUGGGUUUCGCAAGCAAAGACAAUGGGGAGAACUUCUCCAGCACUCUGCCUUUGCCAUCCCCUCCAGUCAUCCCUAUUUUAACGGGAUAUUCCCAGACUCACAGAAACCAUGGCUUCUGAUUUGAUCCCAGAAUGUCCCGGGGAUGAGCCAACACUUGCAGUAGUGCCAUGCUCUUGCACAAGUCAGUUGACUUGGGAGAGAGCACAGCCCCCGAAGAUGCACUUUUUUGGUUCUGUGCUCUUGCCUCCCAAUUUUCAUCGGGAAUGUUGGAGGGUAUGCUUUGCUUGUGAAAUGUGGCUCUUUUUCUCCCUUCUCUAUUGUUUGAGCAAUACAGUACAUUAUUUCUCCUAACUCUCCUACAAAAAUUUCUUAAAACAAAAACGUAACCUUCUUUGCAUGUUUCAGUGGAUUUUACUUACCCAUCUUUGGAAGAACCAGCUCCACCUCCAGUACCUGUUGUCCAUGUAAAACCUUCUGUGGUGGAAGUUACCGAAAGACCUAAUAUUGCAAAUGAUCAAGAGGAGAGAGUGGACACGUUUCAACCACCAGCUCCUUGUGGAUCAACUGCUACUCCUGCUAAGUCUGAAAACCUACCUGCCAUAGUCCAACCAGUGUCUGCAGUAAAGAUUAUUCCUCAGGUGAGUGAUUCUUAGCAAGAAAAAAACUUUCUACUUGGACUGUGACAUAACAGGGCCACCUUUUUGCCUUAUUUUAUAGAAUUGCUACAGAUAGGAUGAGCCUGCUUUUUCUGAAAUACUAAGAGAGAGGAAAGGCCUGCACUGUAAUACAAUAAUUGCAAGGUCAAAUAGCUAUCCUGUAAAUGUUUCCAGCUGCCUUGCUAAGAAAUAUGAAGGAAAGACCCUGGUAACUGGUUGGGGAAGAAAAGACCUUGUUCUGCAUGGACAAAAGUCAUAAACCUUAGGCCUGUGUAACCUGCUGGGUGAUUCUCUUUAACUGGCAGAGCAAACCUACUUGAGUCGCACUACAAAAGACUUUGGAAGCAUUCAAAAUUGGCUUCUGUUUGGAAAUUUCCAAUCCUCUUUUCAGCAUUAUCGCUUCCAAGGCAGAUAACAAGACCAUUAAAACAGUAAAACACAUACUCAGAAAAGCAAUAAUAAUAAGCAGCAGAGCCAUAUGAGCAUAAAAAUCACACCAGUGACAGUUGAAGACAAGUUGUUUGAGUGGAGAUUUUUGUCUCAGAUUUUAUCAGUGCUGGAUUGAAAUUUAUGUGUGGGGAUUUUUCCUACUGUUAAAUUGCUUUGGGGAGUUAUAUGGGAAGUAUUUAAUAAAUUUAAUGAAUAACAUUUAGGGGAGGAGAAUUGUUUAUCUUAGAAAUGCAAAUGGUCCGCAAGUACAAAUGCGUGUUCAGGUAUUUCUGACCUAACCACCCCUGUAGGUUCUCCCUGGGAAGCGGAUGGGGCUUUCUCACUUCUCUUACUACAGCAAGACCUGAUUCUGGGCAACUGAGGAUUUAAUCUCCCAGGAUGAGGAGAAAACCCAUGUUCAAAUAAAACUGGCUAGGCUAUACAAGCAUAAUUCCUCCCCCCCCCCCAAUUGGGUGCAGGUUUGCAUUAGGGUUGUAGCAUAUUCUCCCUUAUUACUAACUUUUAGGAAGGGUCUAGAAACAUUCCUGUUUAUCAAUGCAUUUUGUGGCUGAAAGAUCUGUUUUUGGCAACCCUGAAAUUCUUAGUUAUGAAAGUAGUUGAUUGUGUGAGUUUUUAAAGAAGUUUUUAACUGUUUUUAUAAAUUGUAUAUUAUCAUUGAUGUGUUUGCUGCCCUGGGUUACUUCAGGAGAAAAGGCAGGAUAUGAAUAAAUAAAUACUUUUGCCCAGACUAAAAUACCUUUGUAAAACCAUAAAAGUGAGUAGUAGAGAAAAAUAAUAAUAAUAAUUUAUUAUUUGUACCCCGCCCAUCUGGCUGGGUUUCCCCACCCACUCUGGGCGGCUUCCACAAAGACCAAAAAUACACUAAUAUGUCAUACAUUAAAAACUUCCCUAAACUGGGCUGCCUUCAGAUGUCCUCUAAAAGUCAGAUAGUUGUUUAUUUCCUUGACACCUGAUGGGAGGGCGUUCAACAGGGCGGGUGCCACUACCGAGAAGGCCUUCUGCCUGGUUCCCUGUAACCUCACUUCUCGCAGGGAGGGAACCACCAGAAGGCCCUCGGAGCUGGACCUCAGUUUCCAGGCUGAACGAUGGGGGUGGAGACGCUCCUUCAGGUAUACUGGGCCGAGGCCGUUUAGGGCUUUAAAGGUCAACACCAACACUUUGAAUUGUGCUCAGAAACGUACUGGGAGCCAAUGUAGGUCUUUCAAGACCGGUGUUAUGUGGUCUCGGCGGCCGCCCCCAGUCACCAGUCUAGCUGCCGCAUUCUGGAUUAGUUGUAGUUUCCGGGUCACCUUCAAAGGUAGCCUCACGUAGAGCGCAUUGCAGUAGUCCAAGCGGGAGAUAACUAGAGCAUGCACCACUCUUGCGAGACAGUCUGCGGGCAGAUAGGGUCUCAGCCUGCGUACCAGAUGGAGCUGGUAGACAGCUGCCCUGGAUACAGAAUUGACCUGCGCCUCCAUGGACAGCUGACAGAAUGUUGGCACUAAGUGAUCUUUGAGGGAACGUAGCUUGCAAAUCUUACCAAAAUAUGUCUAUUUAACUUUUUUGCCCUUUCAGAUUGAUCGUACAAAAAAGCCUUCAGCAAAAAUACCAGACGCUGAUAACAGGCCAAGAGCUGAAAGCCCAACCAUUGGCAAGCAGCUCAUUUCAAAUGGCAGAGUGGUUCCAGAUCGUUCCACAAAGCCUCCCUUGGAUGCUAAGGCCAGUCUGCGAGAGGAGGAGAAAGGCCACCUACCAGCGGAAAAGGCUUCCCAGUUGGAAAAAAGCAAGCAAGAAAAAGAACUGCAGGAGAAGCAACAGGAAGAACAGAGGGAGAAGCUGAGGCAGGAGAAGCAAGAACAAGAGCAGAGAGCGAGAGAGGAGCAGAGGGAGAAGGAAGGCAGGGAGCACCUCCAGAAAGCAAAAGAUAAAGAGAAGGGAGAAAAAGACCAGCCGGCCAACAAAGGGGCAGCUGAGAAGCAAGAGGUGGAGAAUGCGCCCAAGGAGCUCACAGACAUGAAAAAAGGAAGCAGAACCGAAAAUGAAUCCCCUGAAAUCAGAAAACUGGACACUGACAAAAUUGUUGUGGGUGAAAAAGACAAGGUUACCUGGACACCAGAAAUGCAGAGGCGCAGAUUUGCAGAGGAGUCCCGGGCGUCCAUGAGGGUGGAUUCUGGCUCAGGCAAGGUGAGCAAUUCAUGGGCAUAAAAGGCAAGCAUCCUGCUUUGUCUUCCCUUUCUCCCCUGGAAAAUGAGUAAUUCUAUCAAAGUCAGAGAGGCACCUUUACUGUUUCAGCUCCAGCCCUAUCAGGAGGCAAGUUCCCAACUUAGGUGAAUCGUGGAGGGAGAAAGGCAGACUAGUGAAUUUGCACAUUCCUAAUAGGGGAAGGGACAUGGGACGCGGGUGGCGCUGUGGGUUAAACCACAGAGCCUAGGGCUUCCUGAUCAGAAGGUUGGCAGUUCGAAUCCCCGCGAUGGGGUGAGCUCCCGUUGCUCGGUCCCUGCUCCUGCCAACCUAGCAGUUCGAAAGCACGUCAAAGUGCAAGUAGAUAAAUAGGUACCGCUCCGGCGGGAAGGUAAACGGCAUUUCUGUGCACUGCUCUGGUUCGCCAGAAGCGGCUUAGUCAUGCUGGCCACAUGACCCGGAAGCUGCACGCUGGCUCCCUCGGCCAAUAAAGCGAGAUGAGCGCCGCAACCCCAGAGUCGGUCACGACUGGACCUAAUGGUCAGGGGUCCCUUUACCUUUACCUUAAUAGGGAAAGGGCUUGAGAGGUUUUAAUGAAGCUCCCAUAGAUUCCCUUAUCUCGCACAGGAAACCUUCCUGCAAACCUUUCACACAGCAGGAACAUUGGGCUUUCCACACACCCAUCCCCACUACUCUGCUACAUGUGGUAGAGGGGUGAGUAGACCUAUCAUGUCACUCAUGGCUCCUGAGAAGGCACUAAGCCACCCACCUUUCCACAUUUUCAAGCAUCUUCAUAAGGUUAGAGUAGCACAGAAGUGAUUGCUAGGUGUUUUGUAGAGUAGGAGACAGCAGAUGCUGAAAACAUAGCAGAGGGUUUUGUUUUUUUAAAAAAGGAAGACAGUGGUGAUUCAGAGGGUUUUGUUUUUUAAUCCUUGCCACAAGAAAAUGGUGGUGGUCUCUACAGGCCACAAAAACCCUCCUGGAAGCUGUAAGGCCCACUGGCCACAGCUUUACCACCCUUUCUUAAACUAUAACACGGGUGAAAUGCCUAUUCAUUUACAGGAUUUGCUGAUUAAGGAGUUUUGCUCUUCCUCCCCACCCCCACAAAAGCAGAUACGUAGAGAAAUGGCUUGCCACUGUUGUUUUUACUGAUCACUUUUACUGAUCAUGACUUGCUGCUUUCUUGGAAGAGAAAAAAUCCCUGAGGAACUAAGAGGUGUUUCAGAUGAGAAGAUCUAAGAUUGGCAAGCGUUGGCAUAUUCAAGGUUUUCCUUGGACAUAAUGUGCAUUGGGGGGGGGCCCCCACAAAUAUCUGACUGAAACAUGAGCUGCUCACUAGCAGCGAUACCAAGCAUGUUCAGCAGAGUUUUUCAAGGGCUGGAACUCCCUGCAGGUUUCCAGCUGAGAAUCCAGAUGUUUUGGAGCAAUUUUCUUACAGGGCAGUUUUGGCUAGUUGCGUGUGAGUCUUAGAACGUUGUAUUCCUUAUAUACAAUUCACGCAGCUAGCAAUUUUCACUUUGAAAUACAUCUUCAAAUUCGUCAGUGUUUUGUUUUGGGUGUCUUUGUACUCCGUAGCAAUUCAUCCAGAGUAAAGUGCUAUUUUAUGUGAUUCUGUUGUGUAUUGCAGUCAUGUUAUACUAACACUGAGGCGUUUUGGAGCUUGAUAAAUUAAUUAAUGAAAACUGAAAGUUUCUCUUUCAAAAUCUUUUACAGCAGACUGGGGUUACAGGACAACCAGAAAGAGACACCCAAAAGCCAGAAGCCAUUAGAGAUGAUACUGAACAAGACUCUGAAAAAAAUAAAGUAAAUUCACUGUGAGGUGUCUGUGUCUAGCUGCUGAAACCUAGUGCCAAUGUCAUAACAUGGCCUCAAUUUACAUUCGUUGUCAUGUAACUGUUUGUGUUACAUUUCAUAAAAUGCAUUUCAAUAUUUUAUUUUUCAUAAAUAAUAAUAAUGGGUUGCAGCCAGUGGUAGUCCUUCUCAGAGUAGACCUAUAGAAAUUGAUGGACAUGUCUAACCUAGGUUUAGUAAUUUCAGUCGGUCAGCUCUGAGUAGGACUUAGUGGAAUACAACCCAACAGAUACAGUGGCUUGUAUCUAACGUAGUGUGAAGUAACCAUCCUUCUGUGCUUGGAUUUUUGAAUGUGCAACAGGAUGGUGUUUUGCACUAGCCCGAAACAUUGAUUGAUAACUUGAACUUUUUGAAUUUUUAAAACACAUAAUCUUCUUUAUGCAGAAAGCCUGCAAAAUGCUGAGGACAGCCAAAGUAGGUAUGUAUCUUUUAAGACCCACAAUUUUGAUCUGUGUUGUUCUUUUCAGUCUCAGCGGGAGCCACUAACAAGGGCACGGAGUGAGGAGAUGGGGAGGAUAAUACCAGGACUGCCACUUGGUUGGGUCAAGGUGAGUGGAAUGUCUUCUGAUGUUCUGGGUUUUUUCUGCUUGUGAACACUCUUGCGCUGAACCCAUUUUUAUAUUUGCUGUUUGGAUGUUGAGAAAAAUAUGGUAAUGGCCAUAUAAUUGGACCCAGAAGUUAAACCUGUAAGACUGAGAAGAGUGGCGCAAGCCAAUAAUAUGCCAAUAUUACGUCACUCUAGAGGCUAUUAUAAUACUUUUCCAUCUGGGUUAUGCUGGGAAAGAAAUACGAAUUUCAAAAGUGACUGUGCAAUCUUUGCAGUUGUCAUAUAACUUGCUCCCUUUUCUCUUUGUGCACAUGUCACAUGAAGUUUCUGGAGCCAGUCACGGGGACUUUUCGUUACUACCACACUCCAACGAAUACAGUUCACAUGUAUCCACCAGAAAUGACUCAGUCAGCCACUCCACCAUCGACCCCGCCAACACAUAAACCAAAGACUCAGGCUGUUGAUCAGCGGGAAAGGGAACAUUCCAAAUUGAAGCGCUCUUACUCCUCGCCAGACAUAACCCAGGCCAUUCAAGAGGAAGAGACAAAGAAAAUCACCGUCAAGCCUACUAUCAACCGUGAGAACAAGUACGUCUGCUGGAAACUCACAAACGGUGUUAUAAGACAUGAUUUUCUAGGGUACCUGCUAAAAAUGUCUUUUACAGUUAGUGAAAUAUGUGAAGGAUUAGAAAUGUUUGCCAUUUGUGUGAUUACGUUCCACCAUGUCUGGUGUGGGGGACUUUUGGCUGUCUAGAUGUUACUGAACUACAACUCCCAUCAUCCUUAGCCAUGGUUGCUGGAGCUGAUGGGAGUUUCUCUUUAUCUGGGGGGCCAAAGGUUCCCCCACACAUGCACAGUGUAGAUAUUGCUGAGACGUGUUUAUUCCCAUAAAAGCUGGUUAGAACAAAUCUGAUGCAAGCCUUUUAAGUGUGUGUAUGAACACACACAUAUACAUGCCCACCCACAUACGACUGGCUGUUGUUUCAAUAUAUUGUCCAGAAUAAGUUUGAAGUCCACAUCGUGAUAUCGAUUUCAUAAUAUCUGACAUGGCGAUACAUCGUAAAUCACGAUGUGUGUGUUCGCUAUGUAAAAAAUUGUGAUGUUGGGAAAGCCAGUCAUCUCUUCUCUCCUGAUUCUUGCCACCCCUGUUGCUCUGUACUAUAAAAUAACAGUUGUAACAAUAUGUUAACAGUAAGUAAAAACGUAUCAGUUUUUGACCCCUAAGUAGUAGCAGUUGCUACGUAGUUACAUCCUUAUUUCAGACAUUGUGAAGCAUAUCAGUAUAUCAUGAUGUUUAGCUGAUGAUAUCACUCGGCCCUAGCACACACACAAACUAUUUGUUCAGCAUUUCAUUUCCAUCCUUCGAAAGCCUCAUGUUUCUAUUUUAAAACUUACAGCUUGCUAGGGCAAGGAUACCUUGUUAUCUGAAAGGAGCAAGGUAUCACAAAGACUCUCGAGUAUCCUUUAGUAUUUAUAAUCUGAAUGAGUUUGGGCAUGAUCAAGACAAAGUUAAGCACUUUAAAGUCUCGUAAGAGAGUCAAGCAGACAGAGAAGGUUAAAUCUGUAUUAAUCUGUAUUAAUAUUCUACUCUACAAAGUAAAAUUUUGCAGUGGCAUAUGUAACAAAAGCACUUGAACCUUUUUUUAAAAAAAGUCGUUGCCACCUCACUAAAAUGAAAAAGGCUGCAGUUAAUAUUAUAUAGCACAUACUUGUCUAUUCCUACAGAUUUCUGGAAACUCGCUUUUGUUCCAUUGAUUCAUGAGAGACAUGCUAGUGACACCUUAGAGACGGAUUCGGCUCAGUUUUUUUUUAAAAAGCAUGAAAAUACAUUUCAGUCUUUAAUAUUGCCUCUUUCCUUACAGACCAGUAAGCUAUCCUAAAACGGAAAUCUCAAGGCUCUCUGCGUCUCAGAUUCGUAAUCUCAACCCUGUAUUUGGUGGAAUGGGACCAGCUCUGACCGGCCUCCGUAAUUUGGGAAACACUUGCUAUAUGAACUCUGUGUUACAGUGCCUGUGUAAUGCACCGCACUUGGCUGAUUAUUUCAACAGAAACUUGUAUCAAGAUGAUAUCAACCGGUAUUUAUUUGCUUGUUUGUUUGACUGCUUCCAUUAACACACAGCUGAGUGCGAAACUUGUUUCAUCUAUUUAGAUAUGCUGCUUUAGUGAAAUCGUAGUGUCGUUUAUUUUAUAUAGCACAUUUAUCUCAGAACUUAAGGCAGUAGGCAUAGUCUUCCCAGGAACUGAAUAGCCAUAGAUACAGUGGUGCCUCGCAAGACGAAAUUAAUCCGUUCCGCGAGUCUCUUCGUCUUGCGGUUUUUUCGUCUUGCGAAGCAUGGCUAUUAGCGGCUUAGCGGCUAUUAACGGCUUAGCGACUUUAAGAAAAAGGAAACAAACUCACAAGACAUUUCGUCUUGCGAAGCAAGCCCAUAGGGAAAUUCGUCUUGCAGAACGACUCAAAAAACGGAAAACUCUUUCGUCUUGCGAGGCAUUCGUCUUGCGGGGCACCACUGUAUGAUUUAUCUUUAAGCAAGGUUUGGUUUAUUUACUCUUAUAUCUAAGGCCUUGCUCCUUUUAUCUCAAAAGCGGCUAAGGCAAAUACAGAACAAAAUAUGAAAACAGCAAAACAUCAAACGGAAUACAGCAGAUUAACAUGCAUCAGCUCUAAAAAAGAAGUACCAUCAGCCAAACAAGGCGAAGCCCUUUUCUGGACAGUGUGACCAAGUGAUAGCUAAGCAAAUCUCAUGGGGCAGGUAGUUCCACAUCUUGGGCCCUGUAGUGGAGAAUGGCUGUGUUCUGCCUCCGCUGCCUGAGGCAAUGUUGUGCGGAUGCCUGAUGAUCGUCUUCCAAAGCAACUACUCUAUUCCAAACUUAAAAAUGGAAAGCGUAAUGCUGGUGGUCAGCAAAAGAGCUUUAAAGACUGUCUCAAGGCAAAUCUUAAAAAAUGUAAUAUAAACACUGACAACUGGGAAACACUGGCCUGCAAGCGCUCCAGUUGGAGAACAGCCAUUACCAAAGGUGUCAUGGGCUUUGAAGACACUCGAACCCAGGACGCAAGGGAGAAACGUGCUAAGAGGAAGGCGCGCUUGGCAAAUCCACACCAUGAUCAACUCCUGCCCGGAAACCAAUGUCCCCACUGUGGAAGGAUGUGUGGAUCCAGAAUUGGCCUCCGCAGUCACUUAUGGACUCAUAGGCAAAACUGUGUUUAUGAAAGACAAUCUUACUCAGCUACGAGUGAUUGCCGAAGAAGAAGAAGAAGAAGAAGAAGUAGUCUCUGAAUGCCAGUUUCUGGGAGUCGCAAGGGAGGAGAGAGCUUUCUGUAGUGGGCUUUCUGUAGGCAUCCGGUUGACCAGUGUGAGCAGUGUUUGAAAUUAGCCAGGCCCCAGGCACAUUUUGAACCUGGCUUGCGACCACCAAGUGAAGAUGCCUGGGCACCAGGAUGGGACCUGACACCUCCACCAUCUGGGGAUCGUUGGAUCUGGACUGUUUUUUGCACCCUAACACCCCAUCCUGUAGAAUUCUAUCAGUCAUAUUUUAUCUGCACAAUCAGAAUGAAUUUCUGGAAGCCAAAUUGCUUUUUCUGUGCAGCCUGAGCAGGAGCAGACACCAUUAAGAAAAAGAGGUUGCAAUAGGCCAAUAUAUACCGUAUUUUUUGCUCUAUAAGAUGCACCAGACCAUAAGACGCACCUAGCUUUUUGAAGAGGAAAACAAGAAAUAAAAUAUUCUGAUUCCCAGAAGCCAAGACAACAAGUAGGAUCGCUGUGCAGCGAUCCCACUGGCUGUCCUGGCUUAUGGGAUAGCCACGCGCAGCCUCUCCCAUAAGACACACACACACAUUUCCCCUUACUUUUUAGGAGGGGGAAAGUGCGUCUUAUAGAGUGAAAAAUACGGUACGUCCCUGGAUCAAGUGACUUCUCUUUAAGUUCUCAAAGCUCUGAACUAGCUGGAUGUUGAACUGAACUGAACUGAACUGCUCUUCUUAUAUUCUUAAUACCCUCUUCCAUGUUCCAGCCAGCCUGGCCUCUUUGAAGGCGAGGGGCCAUACCGCAUUCUCCAAAGUAGGCAAAAUAUAUUCACUUAGUCAGUGUUAUACUAUUGAUGUAUAUAUUGCUCCACUCGGGGAAUAAGGAUAAACAUGCAAGUGACAGCAUUCUGUUUGUUUCAGAUAAUUAUGUCUCUAAAAACGGUGUCAGACAUUAAACUCUCUCGUUAUUUGCAGGUCAAAUUUCUUAGGGCACAAAGGUGAAAUUGCUGAGGAGUUUGGCAUUAUCGUGAAAGCUCUCUGGACUGGACAAUACAGAUAUAUCAGUCCAAAAGACUUUAAAUUUACCAUUGGGAAGAUCAACGACCAAUUUGCAGGGUACAGCCAGCAAGACUCUCAAGAAUUGCUUCUGUUCUUAAUGGAUGGUCUACAUGAAGAUUUAAAUAAAGUAAGUUUGAUUUUUGGUGAAAAUUAAGCAUUUCAUUUCAGAAUUUAACACGCUAACCACCUGACCCCCACCAAAAGGUUUUGUAUUUGCUAUUUUGUUUGAACCAUGAGGGGUUGCACUUCUGCCUUUACAAGCUGUUUGAAGUGUUUGGGUUUUGUUUUGCUUUUAAAAUAGAAUUUAAAUCCUUUAGGUUUUUAAUUCUGCAUGUUUUAUUGUUGUAAGUCACUUUGAGACCAAUAAUAAUAUUUGUAUGCCACCCAUCUGACGGGGUUGCCACAGCCACUCUGUGUAUUAAAAUUUAAUACAGAGUAUUAAAAACACAAUAAAACAUUAAAAACUUACCUAAGCAGGGCUGUCUUCAGGUGUGACGAUGUCAAGAUGGUGAAAAGUGGGAUAUAUAUUUUUAAAGAGAGUAAGGAAGUACUCAAGCACACCUGGGCAGACUACAUGACAAACAUCACCUCUAGUUUGACCAAAAAUCUAAAGUGGGCAGUUGUUACUGCUUUGGCCAUAGAUUUUAAAAAAGUAUUUCUUCACUCAUUGCAUAAUUAUAUUUGCCAUGGGAAUUUUGAUGUUUAUUAACAUAGACCAAUGAGCAAGUGGGACCUCCAACGAGAUGUCAUAGUGUUGAGUGCUUUUCUUUAGCAUGCCAACCAACCAGCUGCCUUUUAGAUUGCUCCAUUCUAGGGGGCCACUAGGGGGCGCAUUGGAAGAUGGCCGACAAUACCAUCUCUCCGAUCCACACGGGGUAAUUAAGAGGCUGUUAUGGGAGUAGGCAGCCUCCCUUGUUGCCCCAAGGAAAUGGGGAACACUGCCCUUGCCUGCUGUGCCCAUAAGUCACCCCCUAAUUUGAAAGAAGGGGGUGAGGGCCCUAGGCAGAAUGCCCCCGUGUGGACCUCGGCUCUCCUGGACGCUGUCUCUGAUCGCGCACUAGUUGCAGCAAUUUGGAAUAAUUAAUUACAAAAGAAGCAAAUGCACAUAUUUCAAGUGAAGAAGGGGAGUGAAGUCUGCUAAUUUAAGUGACCUCUGCGAAAGAAGACGACGGGCUGGAGAAACAGGAAUAUUUUACGAUGAAGAUACACCAAAGGCGGGGUAUGUUGACAACGGGGCUGAAUGGGGGAGGACCUUUUUACUUUCCUUCUAUGUGAUUUACAAGAACCCCUCCUCAUUAGAACUGUCGGUUGAACUGACCCAAGCAGGAUGAUUAAGGUCUGUGUGGAGAUAAACUUUAACCAAAAGUAUGCUUUAUGGAGACCGAGAAGCAAUAAGAGCUUUGGGAAUGGCGCAGCAAUUAAUUCGAGUCGCCAUCUUGCCAAAGGAUUUAUAGCCGGGAGGAAGAACGGAUUUGUUUUCAGACUGCAUUCCUAGUGAAUCUCCUCAGAGGUUUUGAGAAAGGAGGCAGAUUGGUGAAGAUUAAUGACGCUAAGACUGUUUUGAUGUAUGGAAGUGAUGUUAUAUGGAAAACGUCUGGAUAUGGCUACUGGAUAAAAAAUAAUAUCCACGCAAGAUUACAAACUGUUCUAACCAGCUUACGGAGACUAUCAGAGGUCACAAAGAGAAAGGAAAAAUAUAUGAAAAUAACAACAAGAGAUGUGGAAAAAUAAUAAGAAAGGACUGGAUAGUACUGUGAACAUCAUAAGGUUAGAUUUGUGGACAUUAAAACAGCAGUAAGAAGCAAGAAGUUGAUUGGAUCCCUUCGAACUUGAAAUAUGGGGACCCCCAACAAAAAUUUAAAAUUUGGCUGUGUAAUUUGGAAUUUAUGUAAUUUGGUUUUAUUUGAUGUGAUUGGUCGGUUAAUAAAAAAUUAUUCUUAAAAAAUAAUAAUAGAUUGCUCCAUUCUAUUCUACAAACACCCAUUUUUCCAUUUUUAAUUCCAACAGACACUCAACAUUCUGUUGUUGGUUCCCCCCCCCCCACCCCCACCCCAUGCAUUUUCAGUUUUAACAGCGCACCAUAUACAUUUUAUCUUACAGUGUUUUUUACAGACUUCCCAACCUAAUCUUCAGUGACAUUCUAACAGAGUCUUGUCUUGCUGCCUGUCCAUAGUUUAACACACUCAACAUUCUGUAGCCACUGAGCGUGCUCAGUCCUUGUUGGGCUGUUCUGGAUUCUGCUUUUGUGUCUUUAACCCCCUUGGAGAGACACUUUGCCAUAUUGACUCCAUAUAGCUCUUUAGAACCAGGUGCUGUAAAGAAACAACGGAGGAUGCUUUGCUUUUGAGCUUCACAGGGUUAUCUAGUUGGGAUACAGUUGGCAGGUGAUAUACUCAAUUAGAUGAGAUUUUUUGACCUGAAGCAGCAGAACAGUGUCUAUGUUCAUUAAGCAGUUUCCUAAAAGCGGACACCUGGUGCAAAAAUCACGAGAUCGUUCAUGCUUUUUAUAGAGAAUGUAGCCCUACUCCUAUGUUGCAUGUGCCAGGUAGCAUGAAGACAAAUACUAGGGGUAUUUAAGCACCAUUCUUUAUGUACUGAUGAGGACAACUUCUAGGAACUCCUGGUUGAGAUGAGUGAUUACCAGACAGCUUGCCUUUCUGUUUAAUCAAACCGAUACUAGCCCUAAGAUCCGUAAUUACAGCAAAAUAUUCACUCUUUUCCCCAUCGAGUUCAUCAUUGUUUCUUUCUGCUAAAAUGCCCACGUAAAGAAUGAGAAACUCUAAUUCAGAGGCAGAUGUGUGCAGCUUAACUGAUCUCUAAUCAGAAUUACUUUAGGAGAAAGCAUCUAUAAAUAUAGCCAAGAUAUUUAGUAUAAAACUGCUUUGCAAUAUCCAGUUUGUAACGAUCAAGGAAUUGGGCACAAUCUGUCAAGGACAACUAUACUAGUUUGCUUUUGAAUUUGAAGGAUUUAUUUUCUUAUUAACUGAGCUCAGUUUUAAAAGGUUUGUCCAUCAUGUUAUCCUCAUCUAGCUUACCUUUUCUGAAAUUAGCUGUUUAAUAACUGGAUAUAUAUAUUUUUUUGCAAGAUCUGUUUUUCAGUCUUUUUUUUCCCUCCUAUUUUUACAAAAACUAUGAUGUCCUCUUAGAGAGUAAGUAAACCAAAACUUUAUUAUCCAUCUUCUGUCUAGUACAUAGAUUUAUUGUUUGUUUUGCCAUGUCAUGAGUGUGAUAGAAAAAAAAAACCUGUUCUUCAUUUCACUCUUGGAUGCCACUGUAACUAUUCAGUGUUCUGUUCCUAAAACACAAAGCUCUGCAAAAAGGAGGUUAUGGUUAUAACCUUAUUUGUGUCUCGUUUCUCCAAUCCAUUGCAACUGCCAUUUCUUAGUUAGGUUACACAAACAGUAGAAUUAAAUUGCAGAAUGGACUGUGCUACUUCAGACUGCAGAUGGGGGAACACCAUUCUGAAACGCUCCCUCACUUAACCCCCCCCCAAAAAAAACUCACUUCAAAUAGAAAGUACUGUAUAAAUAAGAAAACCUUUAUCCCAUCCCUUUGCCUUUUGGGCUCAUAUUCUGCUUAAAAUGUGUUAAAAUAAAGGGGCAUUCAAAAACAUGAUAUCCCAGCAGCAAUUAAGUGCUACGGUCCAUUCUGCCAUAUUCUGCUGUAUGCGUAGACUCUAAUCAACAUUUCGCAAGCUUUUGAGUUGGACCUCCCUGCGCAGGUAGACUAGAGAAGGCACGAGAAUGUUGCCAACUGAAUUCUCCAUCUUCAGUUUUCCCCAACUUCAGUUAGGAAGCCUGUAGCUACCCAAGCUUGAGAACUUCCUUUAGAUUACAAGCAGGGAUGGCAUGAUUCAGUUGAUCUUACACACACACACACACACACACACACACAGAGUCGUACCUUGGUUCUUGAACGGAAUCCAUUCCGGAAGUCCGUUGGACUUCCGAAAACAUUUGGAAGCAGUGUCAGACGUUUGGGUUCCAAAGAACGUUCGCAAACCGGAACACUCACUUCCAGGUUUGCAGCAUUGGGGAGCCAAAACGUUCAAGUCACAAGGCGUUCGACAACCAAGGUACGACUGUGUGUGUAUGUGUGUAUAAAAUCAACUGUACAAACUGGUGUGGAAUGUAGCUAAAAAGCUGAGCUACAGAUUUGAAUCACCAGUUUGAAUCUUGCUUUUGCCAUGCUCUCUCCAGAUGGCCUUUAGCCCCAACCCCAAUUGUUCAGCCCUAGCUUUCCAUGCCAUCUUCAGUACAGUGGUACCUCGGGUUACAUACGCUUCAGGUUACAGACUCCGCUAACCCAGAAAUAGUACCUCGGGUUAAGAACUUUGCUUCAGGAUGAGAACAGAAAUCGUGCUCCGGCGGCGGCAGCAGGAGGCCCCAUUAGCUAAAGUGGUGCUUCAGGUUAAGAACAGUUUCAGGUUAAGAACGGACCUCCAGAAUGAAUUAAGUACGUAACCAGAGGUACCACUAUAUGGGGUUUGGUGAAACUCACCUGCUUUAAAAGCUCGUCGUAAGCCUUGGAGGCUUGUUGUAGCGGGCAGGGCAGUCGGAGGUAGAGGAGGAGGGCAAAGGGGGCAAGAACCAAAACAAGUGAAGAGAGAGAAAGUUAGGAGCAUUUGCAAGCUAUUUGUUCAGAUCUCUAUCAAGAGCAAUCUUGUCACUUGACUGGCAGCUGCUCCCUUGGGGGUGGAGGGAGGAGAAAGGGGAAGCAUGGCCCUAUUCACUGCUGGUAUGUAGCCCUUAAAGAAAUGUGACUCUUUUUUUUAAAGAUGCAUUUGCUGGGGUUUUUUGUUUACAUACACGUUAGGUAAAGCGUAUAUUUGUAACGAUAAAACAACAGUAGCAAAAUAAGCCAAACACAUGAGAGAAAAGGAGAAUAGUGGUAAGAAAAUCAAACGAAAGGAUUCAAAGAGAACUAUCCAUCUGUUCUCGCAUGUACAAAUAAUUGCUUUCAAUCUGUGACUCUUGGCAGAAGGUUUCCAUGCUUCUGGCCAAGAAAAACAAUGUAGCCAGGGUGCUCAAAGAAUCUGUUUCAAUGUUUGCAUGUUUAGCAUUAUCACCUUCCUUCUGUCUUUCCAUAGCUCCACCUGAUGAUGCUCCUGUCUGUAAAACUUACCUUCAUGUGUUUUAGGUAUUCUUUAAACUUUUUUUUUAACUUCCCAACUUUCCAGGCUGACAACAGAAAACGUUACAAAGAAGAAAAUAAUGAUCAUCUGGAUGACUUCAAAGCGGCAGAACUUGCCUGGCACAAACACAAACUGCUCAAUGAAUCGAUUAUCGUUGCUCUCUUCCAAGGCCAGUUCAAAUCCACAGUUCAGUGUCUUACGUGUCACAAAAAGUCUCGGACCUUUGAGGCUUUUAUGCAUUUGUCCUUGCCACUUGCAUCUACCAGUAAAUGCACCCUACAGGUUAGUCAAAUGAGUGACUUUAGGUCACUAGUUAACAAUGUUUAACUUUCCCAGUUUUUCUUUCAACAAAACUGUUCCUAUAAAUCCUCACCUCUGCUCUAAACCUUUGAAUUCAGGUUGUGUUUUGUUUUUGCUCCCCCCCCUCCCCCCAGGAAUGCCUUAGAUUAUUCUCCAAAGAAGAAAAACUGACAGAUAACAAUAGAUUUCAUUGUAGUCAUUGCAAAACCCGAAGAGAUUCUUUGAAAAAAUUAGAAAUCUGGAAGCUGCCUCCUGUUUUGUUAGUGCACUUGAAGCGGUAAGACUCAAAAGUAACUGUACAGAUUAUUUAGUCUUCCUAAAAGUGCUAAGGUGAUUUUUUUGUUUAAUAUAACAUAGGAAGCUCUUCAUAUUGUCCAUUUGGUUCAGUUGCAGCUCUCUGGGAUGUCAGAGACAUUCCAGGCCUUACCUGGUGCUGCUGCAGAAUUGAACCGGGGAACUUUUGCAUGAAAAGAAGUACUCUAGCACUGAGUUGUGUUUCAUGUUCAGAAAUGUAGUCUCUGAAAUAUAUAUUUGCAUGCGGGUAGUGUAGGAGGAAGGGACGCGGGUGGUGCUGUGGGUUAAACCACAGGGCCUAGGACUUGCCGUUCAGAAGGUUGGCGGUUCGAAUCCCCAUGACGGGGUGAGCUCCCGUUGCUCGGUCCCUGCUCCUGCCAACCUAGCAGUUUGAAAGCACGUCAAAGUGCAAGUAGAUAAAUAGAUACCGCUCUGGCGGGAAGGUAAACGCCGUUUCCGUGCGCUGCUCUGGUUCGCCAGAAGCGGCUUAGUCAUGCUGGCCGCAUGACCCGGAAGCUGUACGCCGGCUCCCUCGGCCAAUAAAGCGAGAUGAGCGCCGUAACCCCAAAGUCGGGUCACAACUGGACCUAAUGGUCAGGGGUCCCUUUACCUUUACUUAGUGUAGGAGGAUGCAUAACCAUACGUACUUUGAGAUGAGAAAUGUAAUGUGUUCAGAGUCUCUUAUGGGCUUAUACAUUUUGGUAGAUAACUGGUUCGCAGGCCAGUCUUGUCUGCCAGGGGGCCAAAUUCAGCCCAGAAUGCCAUUUCUCAAAACCCACACCUAAUCAGCUGACAUCCCUCCUAAGGUGAUGACAACUAAUGGGCAGGGUUGAAUUCUGUCUUGGCUGCUCUCCUGGGAACAGGCACAUGCAGCCAAAGCACAGUGCAGGGCUAUUUGAAAGCCCUUUUGCAAACAGUUUUGCAUUGCUCUUUAAAACUCCCACAGGGCUUCUUGCAAAAGGACUUUCAACUAGUCUACACUUUAAAGUCCUGACAACUGGAGCCUCAGUGCACAGAAUCAUAGUGGUGUUGGGUGAUUGACUGGUGGGCAGCUCCACCCAUUUGUCAAAUUUCGCCCAGCACGGGGGGAGAUAAAUAUUUGGCCUGCCGGCCAGAAAACAUUCCUUGCCCCUGCUUUGCAUGUUACAUUGGCAGUAUGGCCUGGUUUCCUGCUCACCAAAUUAAUUAAACCAAGGAGUGGGUUUAAUUAUACCCAGGGAACUCCUUAAACAAAAGCAAGAGAUUUUCAGGAUGUGAUAUUCAUCCUAAACCAUCCUGCUAUUUCGUCACAUAAGCAACUAAUUGGUCUGUGAGGUGACACUUUGGGAAAUUUUACUUUAUUUUAAUUUUAUUUACAAGAUUUAUAUACCGCCCAUCAUCAGAAGAUCUCAGAGCGGUUCACAAGAUGAAAACACAAAACAGAAGCAAUAAAACAGUAUGGUGGCAUAACAUGUGCAAUGAACAGCAGUGUGGAAAUCCUUGCUUUAGUUUUUUCCAUAAUACCUUUUCAGCUUUCAAUGUAAUUCUUAAUGCUUUUCAUGCCUAGGUUUUCUUACGAUGGACGGUGGAAGCAAAAGCUUCAGUCAUCAGUGGACUUCCCAUUGGAAAACCUUGACUUAUCACAAUAUGUUAUUGGCCCAAAGAGUAACUUGAAGAGAUAUAACCUGUUUGCAGUAUCUGUAAGUAAUUUUGUGUAGCUAUGAAUCUUACCUGCCAGUUAAUCUGUAUAUAACAUCACCAGUUAAGCAACCAUGUGCAAUGUAGUGUUGUUUAUUAACAUUUCCCCCUUGAAGGCUUUAUUCUUUUCGGUUGCACUUGGGAGUAGUUUAUGCCUUGAUUUUUGAGUACUGGGAAGUAUUCGGGCCAAAUAACAUUUUGUGGUCCCCUAAUUUCAUUCCUGUUCUGUCUAGAAUCAUUACGGAGGGCUGGAUGGAGGACAUUACACAGCCUACUGCAAAAAUGCUGCCAAACAGCGAUGGUUUAAGUUUGAUGAUCAUGAAGUCUCGGACAUCUCUGCAUCCUCUGUGAAAUCCUCAGCUGCUUAUAUCCUCCUUUACACUUCUUUUGAACAGCGAACCGCCGAUAUAGCCACAUAAAGAAACAUUUGAAGAAUAUUGGUGUCUUUUUUGUAAAUGCAUCCAAUAAUAAGCUGAGCUGUGAUGAGUAAAAGGUCCAUUGCUGAGGAAGAAGAUGUUUGCAGCGGUUUCUCAGCUGAGGUGUCUGUUAGUGCUAUUGCUUAGUCCAAAAAUUGUUAACUCUGCUGUUUAAUAAUAUGGAACAACUAGUUUUGAAACCACUUAUUUUUAGUAAUGCUCCAAAAUGAUAAAUCUAGCUUAGCCCUUUUUAAAAGUCAUUAAUAUAUGGGUUUAAAAUGCCCCUGAACCCAACAAUAUCUUUUUUGUCUCCCACAUUUAUGCCUUUUCACACUAACCUUAAGCUUGAUUCUACUGUGAAUAUCUUAGAAUGAUGUAAACAGGUAGGAAUGUAUGUGUACAUAUUGAUUGCAAACUUGCACAUGCAAAGUAUGUAUAUAAUAAAGGUAUGUGGUCCUUUGAGAACCACUAGAACAGAAAAGGGGUUGCUUUUGUUUUGUCUAGAAUAUCUUCAUUCUUACAGAUAAGAGCACAGCUGUAUUUUUUUGUUUGAGCUACGGCAUUGAUAUCUGCACACCCUAAAAUGUAUAUAUUACAGAAUUGAUAUUUUCCUUUUUAAUAACUUAUUGAAGCAAUUAUUUGAAAAUACAAUGGCCUGUUAAAGAACUUCUUUGCCUGUUUUGGACACUUGACAUGUUUGGAUUUUCGGCUUUCCCUUAUUCCUUGUGAAAAUAAUCCCAUCUAGAUCCCAAAGAGUGGUAUUAUGAUGGGAGGGCAGGCAAUGUUGCCCUGCGUGAGCCUUACUGGGUACAACUUGAGUGGAUGAAGGCGGUCACUGCCUGCUGUCAUUAGCUCUCCUCCUGACAGGGCCAUAAUUGGUCCAGCUUAUUAUUAAUAACUUGUUUUGAGUGUCUGUCCCCCCUUUUAAGGCUUGUGGGUCUGUGUCCCUGGGUCUCAAAGGUCUGCUACAUAUAUGCUACAUAUAUGCAUUAUUCUGUAAUAAUAAUAAAAAACAACACUCCUUUAGACUCUGGCUGCCCAGGAAGACUUUAUUUAUCUAGCGGUUUGUUGCUUUCUCCGAAAGCUUACUGAAAAUGAGUUUGUGUCUGGCACCUGUCUUUUCGCUGAAGGGAGAAGCUGUUCACAAUCCCAUUUUUAAAUACCACGUUACAGCCUGAACGCAGGCAUUAGGAAAUGUGGUUCCUCUUCCUUAAGGAUGACUCGAAACCUGGCCGGCCCGGGUCAGGAAACGUUUGCUAACAGUACCACUGCAUCCUAUGUACGCGAUGGUUUUCAGUGCGUUUCCUAGCCAUUUUGGUUUUUUACCGGCACAGAGAAAGCUUGACUGCUGUAAAACAGCAGAUAAGCUGCAGACGUUUGCACAGAAGGGUCUGGGAUCUCGCUGAUCUGAGAGUCGUCAAAGUUGUACCAGCUUUGGGUGGGAGGGUGUUUGCAGUAGGCAGUGUAGUGGCCCCCAUCCAGAUCUCCAAAAUGGUUCUGCAACAAUAAUGGCAAUAAAUCAAAAGGUAACCAAAAGAGCAUUUUGUUCAUUCAUUCCAAGGAGCUAAGCCUGGUAGGCAUGGUUUCAUGACUCCCACCCCUUUCCCCUGCAACCAGCACAUUGAGAAAUUGUAAUCUGACUAUGGUCACUUAGCCAGCAGACCGGUGGCAAUUUCAACCUGUCUCCCUGAUCAUAGGCUAGAGAGAUGUGUUUUGAAGAGCCCAAAGUACCCCCAUUUCCCAGACAGUGUCAUCACCUUCUGUGGCGUUUGCCUCCUAGGAUGGGUCAUAAGGAAAGGGUUAAAAUAGGUGUGAUGUGAUUGGCCAGUGAGAAUGCAAGGGGGGGAUAAAAGUUAGAGUGGGAGGUUUUGAAAGUUAGUUGAGUUGAGAGUUGAGGUUUGGGAGUUGAAGAAGGAAGAGGGAGGUUUAGGUGUGGGUUGGUAGAGUUGUAUUGUGAGAGAGUGAGAGGAAUUGUUAGGUGGAGUCCGAUAGAUAGUUGGAAUAAUCAGUUUGGAGUUGUUAGGAACUAAGAAUAAGAAACUGUCAAGAAAAACUAACUGAAACCAUAAGCUUGUUCCUGCAUUUAAAAAUAAACUUGAUUAUUUGUUAAUGUUAACUACUUACUGGACUCCGUGUGUCCCCAUGAGAUACGGGGUGGUGGCAGCGGAAAAAGCAAUCGCAGUGGCGGCACAGGGUCAAUUGACCGUCAAACGUCCGGGGGCCCUGUGUGUGACCUUCCUAUCCCUCUCACCUUUUCUUACCAUAUCACUCUCCAG